Molecule: messenger RNA, 3378 nt
Organism: Mugil cephalus (flathead mullet)
Lineage: Eukaryota; Metazoa; Chordata; Actinopteri; Mugiliformes; Mugilidae
Gene: traf6
Product: TNF receptor-associated factor 6
Exons: 8
Coding region: 145-1857 (570 amino acids)
Biological process (GO): protein K63-linked ubiquitination; positive regulation of JNK cascade; tumor necrosis factor-mediated signaling pathway
Cellular component (GO): plasma membrane signaling receptor complex
Molecular function (GO): tumor necrosis factor receptor binding; zinc ion binding; ubiquitin protein ligase activity
Source: RefSeq, a predicted model, not a curated record
GAAGUUUUCACGGCAAAGGUGGGUAUACUCUAAGAAUAAUGUCUGUUCUUCGCAAGUGGGUAGUUUAUUGUGUUUCUCGCAGCUGACGACGCUUGUUCGCUACCGGCUGGUUUCGUAUCUUUUUGCGUCUGCCUCUGAUUGCAGAUGGCUUGCUUUGAAAGCACCAAGGGGAGUCUGGAGGAGGACAGCUAUGAGGGAGGUGUAGAAGAGUUGUCCAGCUGUGCCAUAGCAAUGCAGGGAAAGGAAAAUGAAUCCCUUGCUAGCCCUUCGGAGAGCCCGGGCACCUACAUCAGUGGCACCUCUGCAAGUUUUCAGGCUGCUGCCCCCCUUCAGGGCUACGACGUGGAGUUCGACCCACCCCUGGAGAGUAAAUAUGAGUGCCCUAUCUGCCUCAUGGCUCUGAGGAAUGCCGUUCAAACACGCUGCGGUCACCGUUUCUGCAAGAGCUGUAUUGAGAAGUCCAUUCGUGAUACAGGACAGAGGUGUCCCGUGGACAACGAAUCGCUGUCAGAAGACCAGCUGUUUCCUGACAACUUUGCCAAAAGGGAGAUUCUUUCACUGACUGUUCGCUGUCCAAACUCUGGCUGUGCUGACAAAAUGGAGCUCCGACAUUUAGAGAAUCAUUUGCAACAGUGUCAGUUUGCCACUGCACCUUGCCCACAGUGUCUGCAGUCUGUGAGAAAGAGCCGCCUAGAGGAGCACACAACUGUUGAGUGUGGAAGAAGACCCAUGUUGUGUCCAGACUGUGUGACAGAGUUUGUUUAUGAGGAGAGAGAGCUUCAUAUGCAGCAGUGUCCCUUUGCCAGUGUGAAGUGUCAGUACUGUGAGAUGGAUCUCAUCAGGGACCAGAUCGAAUCUCAUUGUGACACAGAUUGCCCGAAAGCACCCAUUGCCUGUAACUUUAGCAUCUUCGGCUGUAAGGAAAGGAUGCUGCGCCACAACCUAGCUCAGCACAUGCAGGAGUUCACACAGAUGCAUAUGCGCUACAUGGCUGAGUUUCUGCGUGGCCUCAGCCUGAACGGCACCACACCCAGAUCCCUGUGGACGUCGGGACCUUCCGUUUCUUCGGAGAGUGAAGUAGCUGCAGCGUCAGUAACGACAUGUAGUGGACUCAGAUCAGCUGCAAGCUGCGCCAGCAGCUGUGCUCCGGGUCAGCCCAGCGAAGAGAACCACAGGCUCAGAGAGAUGGAUGGACGAUUGGUGAAGCAGGAUCAUCAGCUGCGUGAGCUCAUCAUCUUAAAAGAAACACAAGCAGGCCAGCUUGCAGAGCUCCGGCGUAGGGUGUCAAUGCUGGAAGAGACAGUGAAGGAGCUGGAGGGCCAGCAGUGCCACGGUAUCUUCAUCUGGCGCCUCAAAGGGUUCUCUGGCCACCUACGGAGCCAAGAAGCGGGCAUGCCUGUGGUCGAGCACAGCCCCGGCUUCUACACAGGCCGCCCGGGCUACAAGCUGUGUCUGCGCUUACACCUGCAGACGCCCAACGCCCCACGCUGCUCCAACUACAUCUCCCUGUUCGUCCACACCAUGCAAGGAGUUUUUGACGGGCAGCUGACCUGGCCGUUUCAAGGGACCAUCCGACUGGCCAUCCUAGACCAGGGCCCAGAGGGUCAGCAUCACGUGGAGGUGAUGGAGACUAAGCCAGACCUGCAAGCGUUCCAGAAACCCACUAUUCAGCGCAACCCCAAAGGAUUCGGAUACGUCACCUUCAUGCACCUGCAUCAGCUGGCUCAGAGAGCUUUUGUUAAGGAUGACACGCUGCUUAUCCGCUGUGAGGUGACACCACGUUUUGACAGUAUGCUUCAUCGGGAAGGUCCAGCAGUACAGCCUAGAGGGCCUGAGGCAUCAUUUUCAAGAGACUGAAGUCAAACUUCAUGUCUUCAUCACCAUGAAGUGUACAGACAUCUUUGCAUUUCAGUAUUGCUCAGUUCAUUUGAAAGGGUGGUUACGAGUUUUCUUUUCUUCCCACACGUUCUUCACAUGGAGUUUGACAAAAGUGUUAGCUUGAAAGCCCAUUUUACCAGGCAUGCAGUUAAAGCAGGAGUUAUUUUAGAAGGGCUUGGAGAAAUACACCAGGAACACUAUUGGUAAGCUACUGAAUGAUACAAAUAAGGGUGAUCAAAUCAAAAUAAUAGACACGUCCUUUGAACCGCGGAUGUCGCUAAUAGGAAGAUUUUCAUUCACAGUCGUUGCAAAUUUGAAAGCUGCAUAGUACGUGGAAAGUUUUCCCAAAUUUUAAAUAUCAAUGUCAGUUUUAAUAGAUAUGUACAGGACAGUGCCUUUAAUGGAUUUUGAAAUAUGUUGUUUAUCUACAUGGUGCAUUCAUCAAGGCUCCUAUGUUUAAAAUUGUCUGUGUUUAAUCAGCUCAGCAGCACCUGCCUGGAGGGCGAUUAUCACUACAAGACUUUGCUUUACUUUCUUGUUUUUAUUUUUAUUUUUGUAGACAGCAGUCUGACUGCUAAAGAUACCCUGUGGAGAUGUUGAGCAGUGGUGAAACUACUGAGCGGUGCUUACAGAGGAGAUCCCAUUGUGUUGUAUUUUUAUCUCAUCUUCUGAGACGCACAAGUAUGCACGAGGCAACCGCUGCAUAGGAUGGAAAUAAUUAGUGCGUAGAAGCACUAAAAUAUUCUAAACGAAAAAUAAGUGUUUUAUAUAGGAGAAAUGCGUUUGGGGCAUUAGUUGGAUUCAAUGGCUCCACAGGGUACCUUUAAAGAAAUGCCACAGUCAGUUUUUUUUGUCAACCCAUUGUACUGUCCACAUUCAGCAUUUCAUGCCCCACUACUUCUCACCAGACUGCUCACACGGUAUCCCUCUGUUAUGUUGUUACACAAAAAUAACAACAACUUUUCAACAUGGAGUUACCCUAUAAGAAAGUUUUCACCAAUUGUUAUUGGUUGUAGUGCCUCUCGUACAAGCGAUGUAAGAAUGUUUUUGUUUUGUUUGUUUGUUGUUGUUUUGUUUCUUUUUGUCUCUUUGCUUUUAUUAAAUGUGCGAACUAGAAACAGGAAAUAUGAGUUGGAGGGCUAGGGAAUUGAACCCAGGCACUCAAUGCCGACGUCACAAUGUGCACAUUUUUCUCACGCCGUAACCACCUGGUACACAUAGAUUUAACCAACAUCAUGCCUCAGUGUCUUUAACUUAAAGCAGCCUUUACGUGAUGUAAUUAAUUAAUACACGGUGAUGUUGUUGUUGUUGUUGUGUUUUAGUCGUCUGCUGAUCUGUGAUGUUCCAUUGCUUUGGUCCCAUUUAAAGUAAUCGAUGACAAUGUUACACUGUAAGCUGGGUCAAUACUAGUAACUGAAUGAGUGGGUGUUUUAAGUGUGUGAUUUAUUACUUAUGCAGACGGGCAUAAAUUAAAGCUAAGCAUGCCGUAUUGGAACAUUU